Molecule: messenger RNA, 952 nt
Organism: Cuscuta campestris
Lineage: Eukaryota; Viridiplantae; Streptophyta; Magnoliopsida; Solanales; Convolvulaceae
Source: the annotation of a GenBank genome assembly
CUUGGAGCUUCAUAAUGUACCCAGUCUUGUUCGUGUAAGUUUUCCUCGGAUGUUCGAACCUGUUGAGAGUGUUUUAUCUCGCCUUUCGUGCUGCGCCUUCUCUCAAUUAGAGAUGCUUCGUUUGGCUGUUUCGCACCGUUUAAUACAAAAAAUGGAGAUGCAAGAAUUUCCUCAACUAACUAAGGUCAAGGAAUUACUCAUAUAUACUGAACCACGAACGGAUUUUAGUCUGAUUGGCUUGAUAUCUCUGCUCAGGGCCUCUCCAAACUUGCAAACUUUUGUUCUAGAGUUGAUGUGGUUUAAACCUGAUAGGACGAGACGGGAAUGGAAGGAGGCUUUAGAAUCUCCACUUGAACAUCUUAAAGAGGUGUUAGUAAAUGGAUAUCAUGGUUGUGCUUGUGAGUUUGAGCUUUUGGCGUAUAUCUUUCGGAAUUCGACUGCGUUGGAGAAAGUCACAAUCGAUCCUCAGGAGAAACGUGAUAUGCCUGUCCCCGAGUAUCCUCAUAAGAUGGAAGAGCGGCAAGCUGCAGAACGCAUUGCCAAACACUAUGCUGAGAAGCAACUGACUGAAAUUGCUCCUGAGCGUGUUAACUUAUUCAUUUUAUAGGGCCAAUUUGUGUAGUUUAUGUCCAAGUUAUUUGUAAUUCUAGCAUUACUCUACCACUCCUCUCCUCUUCUGCCUAAACCCUUUCUUGUGGGGUUAUAUUUCAAUCCCCAAGGCCCCUCUUAAACAAUAGUAACACCGAAAGCUUUUACUACUCGAUUUGAAGUGUUGGGACGUGCCGCCCCUCUCUUUAGACCGUCCUCGUUCCCGACCAGCUCCUUUUGCUACCAAAGCUUGACCGUCAUUUGAUACCCCGUUGCCACCCCGCCGAGUCUCAUUCAUCAACAACGCAUCAACUACUUCAUCAAAUUUUAAGGUCUCUUUUCCAAACAAAAGCGUGGUCACGAU